AAGAGUUGCUUCCCUUGAUGUAAAACAACAACAACAACAACAAAAACGAACAAAAUGCACGAAAAUGAAAUUCUUACAUUGAUAUCUCCAAAGAUAAGUCAUCAGAUAUUACAAUUACUUCAAGAUGGAUAUUUUGGCAUAUGUGGUGGAAAGAUUAAGAUAACAGAUCUAAAUACAAGUUGCACAACUUUGACAGCUAUGAGUCCAGGAAACUGUGACAGAUUUAAAGUUGUCAUUCCAUUUGCUGGGCAGACAAUCACUUGGGAGGUGUUAUUUGACUGCAACUUUCCAGAAGGACCCCCAGAUUUUAUAUUUGGAUCUGAAGAUCUUGACUUCUUCCCUGAUAUUAACAGUUUACAGAGUUUAGUGGAAUGGGAUUAUGAAGAUCCUUGCUGUUUGGGACAGGUGAUUGAAGAAUUACUUUAUCAGUAUAAAAAAUAUCAGGAAAAUAUAAUAAAUGGAACACAUCGUUUAAAGUUUGAGUACAGUUCUUUAGUGGAGGAUACAGAUGUUAAAUCAGAAGAUGUGGAAAUACAUGUGUCACGUACAGAGAACAGAAUGGGACCCAUUAACUUUUUGAUGAAACUCCAUGUAGACUUUGCAAGAAUACCAGCCUAUAUAAUAAAGCUUGACCCAGGUGAAGAUGCAGCUUUAUUACUGGUAUCAUUUAAUAGUCCUGAGGGAACUAGAAUAACACCCCAGUUAUACCUCUCACCAAGAGUUGAAAGAGCACUUGGUGGAUCAGCUAAUCUCAGAAUCCCAGGGUUCCCUGUUGGUUCAUGCCUUUCAGAAUAUGUUCCUGAUGUUACACUACUUCUUAAAAAUAAGGUUGACCAGAUUGUUCAGUGUUAUGAAAAAAGAAAAGAAUACAUAGCUGCAUUCUUAAGCAUGUUUGGAAGGUCUAUCCUGGAAUAUGAUGCUGAGGGGUUUACUAAAGUUUCAUUUCUUUUUGAGUGGCAUGACUUUUUCUUCAUUAUAAACAUUGAGUUGCCCACUUAUUUUCCGAAGGAACAGCCAUUUUUAACAUUUCAAUCAAUUUAUCAUGAGACUAAAGGUAAACCUUACUCGGAAACCCAUCAAGAUGAUUAUCCCUAUAGUCCUAGAUGGAGUGGACUCGAGAUGGCUGAACGUGCUAAGACAUUCAUACUGGACAAUAUAGGUGCCUUCCAGAAACAAUCAGUCAAAAGUUGUGCAACCUGAGGGAAAUAUAAGUGGACAUUUACUAGUGCAAUAUACUGUUCUUAAGAUAAACAUACUGUAAUAGUAUGUAUGUAAAAACAGUUGUUUACUUGUGUUACUGGAUAUUGUUAAUUCAACAAAGAUAUCAGCCCCCGCCAGAUAUAAUGCAGAGUUGGACUUAGUACCAGUACUAUUAAAGCCAGAAAGUAACAUGCCCUUUUGA
Messenger RNA from Ruditapes philippinarum (Manila clam), 1402 nucleotides. Its product is annotated as BRISC and BRCA1-A complex member 2-like. Gene Ontology annotation, cellular component: BRCA1-A complex; BRISC complex. NCBI's taxonomy places the organism in Eukaryota, Metazoa, Mollusca, Bivalvia, Venerida, Veneridae. Gene Ontology annotation, biological process: double-strand break repair. The transcript is spliced from 12 exons. The record is from RefSeq and is a predicted model, not a curated record. The coding region runs from base 55 to 1200 and encodes 381 amino acids.